This is a messenger RNA of Lucilia cuprina (Australian sheep blowfly), 3408 nucleotides long. RefSeq names its product collagen alpha-1(IV) chain. The transcript has 7 exons. The annotation marks the transcript as partial. Lineage: Eukaryota; Metazoa; Arthropoda; Insecta; Diptera; Calliphoridae. The record is from RefSeq and is a predicted model, not a curated record.
ACGCUUUAUAUAUAAUUUUAGAAAACACACAAAAAGCCAUCAUUCUUCCCUCUUUUGUUGUUUUACUUUUUUGUGCAAAAAGUUGGGGGUAGAUGGGGUUUUUUUGAGAAAAAAAAAACUUUUUUUAUUUUUUUUUUUUAAUUUUUUAGUUAAAAAAAAAUAAUUUAUAUAAAGAGGUUAUAAACAUAAUAUUUUUUUUAAUAAAAAUCCGUGCGGGAUCUGUAAGGAAACUAAUAUAUACGUAUACAAAAUUGGGGUAUCAUGGAGCCCCUCUGGAAGCGGCUACUUUUUGCCGCUGUAUUAGCUGGAGCGUUAGUGGGAAUUAAUGCUCAAUUUUGGAAAACUGCCGAUACUGGAGCUAUCUAUAACUCCGCCAAACAUUAUAGACCUGAAGUCGAAGCUCCCAGAAAUCCCAUUGAUGAUAGUUAUGCUGUAAUUGAUAGCGCUACAACCACCCGUACCGGUCAAGUACCCUCAAAUUGUACUAGCGGUACAGUCGGUUGCAUACCAAAAUGUUUUGCUGAAAAAGGUAACCGUGGUCUUCAAGGUGCCAUCGGUGCUCCCGGUCCUAAGGGUAUGCCUGGUUAUCCCGGUCCCGAAGGUCCUCCAGGUGACAAGGGUCAAAAGGGUGAUCCCGGUCCAGAAGGUCCUCGUGGUCUUAAGGGUGAACGUGGUACGGCUGGUAUUCCCGGUAUGGCUGGUGUGCCUGGUAUUCAAGGUAUUGCUGGUAAUCCCGGUGCCCCUGGUAUUCCUGGUAAAGACGGUUGUGAUGGUGAAAAAGGUUUACCCGGUGUUACCGGUCUCAGCGGUAUGACUGGUCCUCGUGGUUAUCCUGGUCAACCCGGCGCUAAGGGUGAAAAAGGUGAACCUGCUAAGGAAAAUGGUGAUUAUGCUAAGGGUGAAAAAGGUGAACCCGGUUUUGCUGGUCGUUCUGGUAAUCCUGGUCCCGAGGGUCCUAUUGGUCCCAAAGGUGAUCGUGGUGAUACUGGUGCAUAUGGUCCUCCUGGCCAACGUGGUGACCGUGGUCAAAAAGGUGAAAAGGGUGCUCCCUGUUUUGCUCGUCCCCAACCCGGUAAGAAAGGUGAAAAGGGUCAAAAGGGUGAACCUGCUCGCAAACAUAAAUUGACUGGACAAGAAACGUACAGCGGCGAACGUGGUGAGAAAGGUGACAAAGGUGAUACUGGCCCCGCUGGUAUUAAGGGUGAAGUCGGUUUCCAAGGUGAACCUGGUCGUGAUGGUAUGAAAGGUGAAAAAGGUCUUCCUGGUCCUUCUGGUGAUAGAGGUCGUCAAGGUAGUUAUGGUCCUCCUGGUCCUGCCGGUCAAAAGGGUGAUCGUGGUGAUACUGGUUUGAAUGGCUUGCCUGGUAAACCCGGUCAAAAGGGUGAACCUGGUCGUCCCGGUCAACCUGGUGAACGUGGUCUUGUUGGUCCUCCUGGUCCCCCAGGUGGUGGUCGUGGUUCUCCUGGCGCUCCAGGUCCUAAAGGUCCCCGUGGUUACACUGGUGCUCCCGGUCCUAAAGGUUUGGAUGGUUUUGAUGGUCCUCCUGGUCCCCAAGGUUUGCCUGGUGCUAAAGGUGGCCCCGGUGUUCCUGGUCACAAUGGUGUUGAAGGUCCUCCCGGUGAAAAGGGUGAGAAAGGUAAUCCAGGUCGUGAAGGUUCAAUGGGUCCUCAAGGCCCUACUGGUCACACUGGUCCCCCAGGUCCUGAAGGUCAAAAGGGUGAAGCUGGUCUUCCUGGCUAUGGCGAAAGAGGCUUAAAGGGUGAUGAUGGUAUUCCUGGUAUGCCUGGCGCAAAGGGUCAAAAAGGUGAACGUGGUUUCCCUGGUAAUGUCGGUGCUCCUGGUGACUCUAAAUUAGGUCGUCCUGGUACUCCUGGUCGUAUUGGUGCUCCUGGUCAAAAGGGUGAUGCCGGUCGUCCUGGUCUCCCAGGUCAAAAAGGUGACAUGGGUCCUAAAGGUGACAUUGGUGGUAAAUGCUCUAGCUGUCCUUAUGGUCAAAAGGGUGACAAAGGUGAACGUGGUGCUGAUGGCGCUCCUGGUCAACCUGGUCUUCGUGGUCCUCCUGGUGAACGUGGUUACCCUGGUGAACGCGGUGCUGAUGGUAUUGCCGGUCCUCCCGGUGCUCCUGGUGAAAAGGGUAAAGACGGUCUUCCCGGUGCCCCUGGUCCAUAUGGUGCCCCUGGUAAAGACGCUCUUAUUGACUUGAACCAAAUCGAAGCUAUAAAAGGUGACAAGGGUGAACGUGGUUAUCCUGGUCCCGCUGGUCUUAAGGGUGAACGUGGUGAAAGAGGUGAACCUGGCAGAAAUGGCGAAAAAGGUGAAAUGGGUGCCAAGGGUGACAAAGGUUUUAUGGGUCCUCCGGGUUCUGACGGUACUCCUGGUACUCCCGGUAGAGAUGGUCUUGAUGGUAUUCCUGGUCAAAGCAUUAAGGGUGACACUGGUCGUGCUGGUUUUGAUGGUGCCAAGGGUGACAAAGGUUUCUCUGGACCCCAAGGUGAAAAGGGUGAACCUGGCUCAUGUGCUGUUGAUAUGCUUCAAGUACCCGCUAAAGGCAACAAGGGUGAUCGCGGUCUUCAAGGAAAUCCUGGUCCACAAGGUGUUCAAGGUAUAAAGGGUGAUGCUGGCAGACCUGGCGAGAAAGGUGAACGCGGUCCACAAGGUCCUGUAGGUCCAACUGGUGCUCGUGGUUUGACUGGUCCUCGUGGUGAAAAGGGUAACCAAGGUCCAAUUGGUGCUCCUGGCAAUCCCGGUAAAGACGGUUUCAAUGGUCCUCCCGGUAGAACCGGUGCCCCUGGUCAAAAGGGUGAAAUGGGUAUUGCUGGUAUUGGUCCUCGUGGUCCUCAAGGUCGUCCUGGCUUGCCAGGUGAGAAAGGUGAACGUGGUCCCACUGGUAAUUAUGGUCCCCCCGGUAAAGACGGUCCUCCUGGUUAUCCUGGUGACAAGGGUGAUGCUGGUUAUCCUGGUGCCCCUGGUAUGCCUGGUGUUGAUGGUGCCAAGGGUGAUAUGGGUCCAAUUGGUCCUCCUGGUCCACAAGGUCCUCCCGGUAUUCCUGGUGUUGAUGGUGUGCAAGGUCGUGAUGGUGCCAAGGGUGAACCUGGUAAUCCCGGUUUGGUCGGUAUGCCUGGUUUGAAGGGUGAACGCGGCGCUCCUGGUAAUGAUGGUCCUAAAGGUUUCCCCGGUGUUACUGGUCAACCUGGUAAACGUGGUCCUCCUGGUCCAGCUGGUAUUCCCGGUGCCAAGGGUGACAGAGGUGAACGUGGUUUAACUGGUAGGGAUGGUUUGACUGGUCCUAGAGGUCCUCCCGGCCCUCCUGGUUUGAUGGGUGUUAAGGGUGAUUUGGGUCCAGUUGGUCCUCCCGGUGCUGACGGUAUUCCCGGUAUUGAUGGUGAAAAGGGUGAUCGUGGUUUCACU